Boleophthalmus pectinirostris (great blue-spotted mudskipper) is the source of this 1996-nucleotide messenger RNA. RefSeq names its product nucleolin-like. The transcript has a single exon. NCBI's taxonomy places the organism in Eukaryota, Metazoa, Chordata, Actinopteri, Gobiiformes, Gobiidae. Gene Ontology annotation, molecular function: RNA binding. The record is from RefSeq and is a predicted model, not a curated record. Bases 222 to 1547 code for a protein of 441 amino acids.
UUUCGCUAUCACAUUUCAUGACACCGGAAGAAAAUUUGGACGACGAGUACGCGCAAAGGUAGCAAAAUUUAGCAGAGAAGCCGCGGCCCGUAUUCGUAAAUCUAUUUUUUCUGUCCAUUAUCUGUGUAGCGCAGACUCAGCCACGUGCGUGAUUGUGUGCCUACUUUAUUCGUCCAUAUUCGUGCAGUAACGCGUGUUUCUUUGUAGCACACUGCGGCAUCAUGGUCAGGCUAGCUAAAGGAGCUAAUAAGCAGGCUACACAGAAGGCUAACCCUCCAGCAGAAGAACUGGAGGAUGAAUCGAGAGAAGACGAGAACAAUGAGGAGGAGGUAAACGAAGAGGCGGCAGAUGAUCUGGACCCAGAGGAUCCAUCCCCAGAGGAGGCCGCUGAAGAAGAGGGCUCUCCUAAAGACGACGAUGAGGAUGGAGAAGACAACAACCACUCUGCCAAGAGGAAGGCUGAGUCCGACGAGGAGUCCCCAGAUGCUAAGAAAGCGAAGGCUGUGGCGCCAGAGCGCUGCCUCUUUGUGGGAAACUUGAAUACAAGUAAAGAAGCAGAUGAAAUAAAAGAAUCUCUAAAGCAGUUCUUUGGCGAAAACAACCUUGAGGUUGUUGAAGUCCGGUUAAGGGACUCCAAAAAGUGUGGUUACGUGGACUUUGCGUCAGAAGAGGACCUGGAGAAGGCACUAGAGCUUAAUGGUCAGAUGCUGUUGGAUCAGGAGCUGAAGCUGGACAAAGCCUCCAGUAAAGACUGCACACUGGAGGACAAGAAGGAAAGAAAUGCACGUACGCUGUUUGCUAAAAAUCUGCCCUUCUCCGCUACACCUGAGGAGCUGAAGGAGGCCUUCAAAGAUGCAGUGGAUCUGAGGUUACCACCAGGAGACAGGAACAAGGGCAUUGCAUACCUAGUGUUUGAGUCUGAAGCUGUGGCAGAAAAAGUGAUGGAGGAGCUGAAUGGGACUGAAAUCCUGGGAAGAACCGUCAGACUGGACUAUGUCGGGGAGAAGAGCAAGAACAGGAGAGGGGAGGGGGGCAGAUUCGGGGGACAGUUCAAAACCUUAUUUGUCAGGGGUCUUUCUGAAGACACAACCGAUGAGACUCUCAAAGAAGCAUUUAAAGGCUCUGUCUCAGCCAGGAUUGUAUCAGACCGGGACACUGGGGUUUCCAAGGGCUAUGGCUUUGUGGAAUUUGAAACUGAGGAAGCUUGUAAUGCAGCUAAAGAGUCUAUGGAGGGUGCAGAGAUUGAUGGUAACACGGUGGCUCUAGACUUUGCUAAGCCCAAAUUCAACAAGCCCCGUGGGGGUCCUGGUGGAGGAAGAGGGGGCUACGGAGGCUUUGGAGGACGGGGUGGUGGAGGUGGAUGGGGCAGAGGAGGCUAUGGAGGAGGUUAUGGUGGAGGAUAUGGUGGAGGUGGUUGGGGGGGUAGAGGAGGCAGAGGAGGAGGAGGUUGGGGUGGCCGUGGAGGUGGUCUUGGGGGGCGUGGCGGCUGGAGAGGACGAGGAGGGGGAUAUGGAGGUGGAAGAGGUGGAGGUGGAUUUUAUUACUAACCCCCCUUUUUCAUAUGUUGUUUUUUAUAAUUUGAUUAUUUUCAGAGAGUUGGGGCAUUCCACAAAGCAUCAAUGUUUGUUUACUUUGAAUAGGCUUUUUAGGCCUAAAUUUUGUACCUUUAUAUCCAUCAUGUAAAUCUUGUGUUCAACGUGAGCGUAAUCGGAAAAAGGUUUUAUGAGAAUUAUUUUUUGGUUGAAAUUUGCAAAACAUAAAUCGUUUAUUUUUACCCUCCCUCUUUCAAAUAUCUUCAAGUCAUGGCUUCUUGUUUCUUAGUUUAGGUGCCAAUUACUAUCAUAUGAAAUGUUUUUGACAGAAAGCUGUGAGCAAAAUAAUGUGGUCAUGUUCUGUGCCAUCUUGUCUGAUGGCUGUUGGUGUGAGUCAGAAGAAUCCUCAGUAUUUGUAGUGCACUUAAUUUUUUUCAAUAAAAAUGACUUGAUGGUUGAAUAAA